This is a messenger RNA of Perca flavescens (yellow perch), 3956 nucleotides long. It is a transcript of the gene tada2a, whose product is annotated as transcriptional adaptor 2A. Gene Ontology annotation, biological process: regulation of transcription by RNA polymerase II; chromatin remodeling. The record is from RefSeq and is a predicted model, not a curated record. Gene Ontology annotation, cellular component: nucleus; SAGA-type complex. Gene Ontology annotation, molecular function: transcription coactivator activity; zinc ion binding; protein binding. The transcript has 15 exons. Lineage: Eukaryota; Metazoa; Chordata; Actinopteri; Perciformes; Percidae. Bases 96 to 1433 code for a protein of 445 amino acids.
AAGUAGUAAUCUGCCAAAAAAAGAAGAAGAAAAGUAGACGAAGGAGAAGAAAAAAAAUAUUCUUUGUGGUAUUAGUUUUGUUAAAACAGUGUCCUAUGGAGCGUCUGGCAUCUUUUGGAAAUGAUCCUUUUGAUAAGCCACCAUGCAGAGGUUGCUCAUCUUAUCUAACUGAGCCUUACAUCAAGUGUGCAGAAUGUGGACCCUCGCCUUUUUUACUCUGCCUCCAGUGUUUCACUAGAGGAUUUGAAUAUAAGAAGCAUGAGAGUGAUCACAAAUAUGAAAUAAUGACGUCAGACUUCCCCGUGCUGGAGCCUGGAUGGACGGCACAGGAAGAGAUGGCCCUGUUGGAAGCAGUCAUGGACUGUGGCUUUGGAAACUGGCAGGAUGUGGCAUAUCAGAUGCGCACUAAAACCAAAGAGGAAUGCGAGAGCCACUAUAUGAAGAAUUUCAUCAAUAAUCCGCUCUUCUCCUCCACCUUACUCAGCCUCCGAAAAACAAAAGACUCUCGCUUUGCAGAGGGAGCUAUUCCUUUUAAACCCACUGACGAUCCCCCUCGGCCCACAUUUGACUCUGUGCUGUCUCGAGAUAUGGCUGGAUACAUGCCUGCCAGAGCGGACUUUAUGGAGGAGUUUGACAACUAUGCAGAGUGGGAUUUGAAAGACAUUGACUUUGUGGAUGAUGAUUCGGACAUCCUACGUGCACUCAAGCUUUCCGUUGUUGAUAUAUAUCAUUCAAGACUAAAAGAGAGACAACGGAGGAAAAAGGUAAUCCGAGACCACGGACUGAUCAACCUGCGGAAAUUCCAGAUGCUGGAGCGAUGUUACCCAAAGGAGGUGCAGGAGCUAUAUGAUGUCAUGAGACGAUUUGCCAGAGUGGUUGGGCCGAUUGAACAUGACAAAUUCAUCGAAAGUCAUGCAUUAGAGUUUGAUCUGAGGAGAGAGAUCCGCAGGCUGCAGGAGUACAGAAAAGCAGGGAUCAAGUCUUUCUGCAGUGCCAAGGUGUAUGAGCGGGUGAAGCGGAUGCGGGAGGAGGAGCGGAGGAAGCGGACCAUGUUGUGUGACGUGCUGCAGUACAUCCAGGAUGGCAGAGCCUGCCAGCAGUGGCUCAGCAAACAGGCUGCAAUAGAUGCUGGCAUCACUCCAGCUGUCACAACAAUCACAGUGUCAGCGACAGGUAGGCGGAGCGCCCCUCCUCUCAACCUGACUGGGCUUCCAGGGACAGAGAAACUCAACGAGCGGGAGAAAGAGUUAUGCCAGGUUGUGCGGCUGGUGCCGGGGGCCUACCUGGAAUAUAAGCAGGCCUUGCUAAAUGAGUGCAGACGGCAGGGAGGGCUGCGGCUGGCACAGGCCCGAGCGCUGAUCAAGAUCGACGUCAACAAGACACGCAAAAUCUAUGAUUUCCUAAUUAAGGAGGGCUACAUCACGAAGGCCUAGGAGCGUUUGAUUUGACCACAGCGGAGAUUGGAUUUUGGUUAGAGGUUCAUUUUUUUCUAAUCUUGUAACAUUGUAAGCUUGUGUUUUGUUGCUGCUGCUUUUUCAAUUUUCUAACGAGGUCUGUUUGUUUUUGAGUCUAUAAUGUAUUACAAUGGCAAAUGUUUUUGUAUAAUUCUCUGUCAGAACAAUAGGGUCUCAUGUUAAAAUGAGGAUGUAUGUAUUCCUGUCAUAACAUUUUAUGAAAAAACAAUGUAAAGUGUAUGUUGAUAUUUUAUCUUUAUCUAUCAGCCCUACUUGGACUGAAAUGUCUGGGAACCCUUUAGUUCACCGGUCAUGUAAUUGACCUAAAAUUAACUAGAUAUGUAACUGUAAAUUCAAAGCACAUUUUGUGGAAAGUGUAAUUUUUUGGGGUAAAGAAGACCGUGUCAUUCCAGUUAAUUAAUAGUCGCAACGACACUAUUUUAAUCAGUGCUCACCUCAAAAUGCAAAAAAAAAUAAAAUCUACGGGCAAAUAUAAAAUUCAACAUAUAAAGAGGAUAAAGUUUUCAAUAAUAAAUUAAUAUUUACGGGAGCAGUUCAUUCAACAUGUUUAUAGUAAUCAACAACUGCUCUAACUAAUUAAAAAAAUAACUACGGUAAAAACAUCCUUGUCUCUAUUUUCCUGCAACUAGUGGCAAACAAAAAGUUAUUUUAAGAAACUUCCUAGAAAUAUUAUUGGGAAAUUGCAAACCUGUAAAAUGAAGCGUUAUCAAAUGUUUUAAAGGCAGAUACAAUACGCAGGAGAGUCAGUGGAUAUGGAUCAGUCUUGACACCAGACAAAUGACUUCAUGAACUCCUAGUAUUUUGAUCCUCUGUAGCUCUGACGACAGUUUUAAACUCAAUAUGAAGUAAAUUAUUCCUGUCUAUGAAUGACCACUUAAUGUUUCCCGAUAAUAUAAAGGUCUCAUUGUAGAGUCAUAAAAUUCAGCCUGAUCAAUGCUGAGCUGAUAGUUUUGUCAGCAUUUUUGAGUGAUGCUCCACAGUGACACAGUCAGUUAUUGGCAUCGAUCCUUUCUGUCUCCAUCUGUGGACGUGUUUGCCCCGCGUGACGGGAGAGAACUGUGAUGAAUCUAACAGCAGCAGGAGGCCACCAGCCUCCGACAGGUUUAUCUGAGCAGAGAGCAGCUGCCGCAUCAUCCUCAGCUAACAGCCUGAUUCUAACGGCAGGUUCAACCUUUGAUGGUAAGGGCGAGGCGACCGUGGAGGAGCGUCUGAGCAGAAAUCCUGAAAUGCAGGGAUUAGAUCUGGAUUUAAGAGGAUGUGAAGGAGAAGACUUUUUAUUUUUUUUAUUUUAUUUUUUUUUUUUUCCCUCCACAACAUAUGAGAAGCAGCAGAGUUAAAUUAUUCUUUUCACUUCUGCUCAUUUUACAGGAUACAAUUUUCCUCAUGUUACACUUGACAUCUUUACUUGAGACUCAAGCUCCAGCCAGCCUCAACCACCUAGGCUUUGAUCUGUCCUCUCUCCCUUUUAAUUUUCUGUUUAAAGCUUGAGCUCUCAUGGCUGCAAAUAGCGGCGGUUGGUGUUCAGUCUGCGGUGAAAGCAGAUGAACAAAUGUGACCCGAAUAUUCUGGAUUCAAAAGUGAGGCACUGCAUAACAAACUCCACAAUGACUGAGAAGUCAUCCAUGAAGCCACCAUGCUGUUUAAAAAUUAAAAAAAAGUAUAAUACAAUAAUUGCAUUUUAUAGUAAAGUGGGGGUUUCUCCAGUAGCAGUGGCAGUGAAAACUGUCCUGUCCUGUUUGUAGUGUCCUGAGGAGUGUCCCGGGACAGUCAGACACUGUCUUGUGACUCCCAUGACUGUCCUGGGACACUCAUCAGGACACUACUAACAGGACAGGAUAGUUUUUGCUGCCACUUCUUCUUGGUUUCUGGCACAGCUUAACUUACUUGCAAAAAAAGUUUUAAAGCGUCAAACUAGCAACAUUUUAUGGUGAGACCGACACAUUUUGGGUUGUGGUCCUCAUCUGGUUCGUCAUAAAAUAUUCACUAAGAAAAUUAUAAAGGCAUCCAAUUACAUACAUACAUACAUACAUACACAGCAACCAUCCAAUAGUGAUGUCAGUGUCCCCACCACAUCCAUUGGACUCACUGCAUUGACGUAUUCACUCAUACUGUAGUAGUUUGUUAUAUAGUUGUGUUGCAUUUGAGCAAUCCCAAUCAGAUUGAUAUUGUUUUUUAAAUCAAUUUGCUUUUUGCCUUGAUCUAUCCCAUCAUUGUCCAGAUUUAAUGUUAUUUUCAAAAUUCAGUCUAUUUCUGGUUAUUACAUGUAGAGAUGUUCCAAUACCGAUACCAGUAUUGGUAUUGGCUCCAAUACUGCCUAAAACGCUGGUAUCGGUAUCAGGAAGUACUGGAGUCUAUGCGCCGAUCCAAUACCACAUAAUAAAGCCCUAAAGAAAAUCUAGGUUAAAGUAGUUUCUUUAUGUUCAUUUUCCGUUAUAACUGACUGUCAAACUGGAGAAUAAAAUAAAGUUCUGUGGCAUUCAU